GUACACUUUGCCUCGGACUGUACCAUUUCACCGAUUUACGGGGAAGGAUUUUGUUGUGACAGCGGAGUAGAAACCCAGCAGGGACACGGCAACUCCAUAGGGUUAUUCAUCUUGGAUCAGCCAUGGCCUUCAGCAAAGGGUAUCGCAUUUACCACAAGCUGGACCCACCGCCUUAUAGUGUGAUAGUGGAGACCCGGACCAGGGAGGAAUGCCUCAUGUUGGAGUCAGGAGCCGUCGCUGUUCUGUCGGCAGCAGAGAAGGACGCCAUUAAAAACACGUACACCAAAAUAUUUGAUGCCUAUGGAAUUCUUGGUGUCCUCCGAUUAAACCUAGGCGACUCCAUGCUCCACAGCCUGGUGGUUGUAACGGGAUGCAGCUCUGUGGGGAAGGUGCAGGAUUCAGAAGUUUUCAGAGUCACACAGACAGACUUCAUAUCGCUGAAGAACGAUCCAGGAGACGAGGACCGGAUCGCCGAGGUGCGCAAGGUCCUUAAUUCAGGUCACUUCUACUUUGCCUGGUCUGCCUCUGGGGUCAGCAUGGAUCUGAGUCUUAACUCACGCCGCAGGAUACUAGAAGACACUACAGACAAUCGCUUCUUUUGGAACCAGUCGCUGCACCUGCAUCUUAAGCAUUACGGAGUCAACUGCGACGACUGGCUGCUGAGGCUGAUGUGCGGCGGAGUGGAGAUCAGGACUAUCUACGCAGGCCACAAACAGGCCAAGGCCUGCAUAUUCUCUCGGCUCAGCUCGGAGAGAGCCGGCACGAGAUUCAACGUCAGGGGAACCAACGACGAUGGACAGGUGGCCAACUUUGUAGAGACUGAACAGGUUAUUUUCCUGGAUGACAAAGUCUCAUCCUUCAUCCAGAUCCGGGGCUCCAUUCCACUUUUCUGGGAGCAGCCAGGAAUCCAGGUGGGUUCGCACCGUGUCAAACUCUCACGGGGCUUUGAAGCAAACGCGCCAGCUUUUGAAAGACACUUCACUGCACUGAGGAGGCUGUACGGAAAACAGGUGAUCAUUAACCUACUUGGAAGUAAAGAAGGAGAGAAUAUGCUCAGCAAAGCAUUUCAGAGUCACCUAAAGGCAUCAGAGCAUGCAAACGAAGUGAAGAUGGUUAACUUUGACUACCAUCAAAACGUGAAGGGCGGCAAAACUGAAAAACUCAGCAGCGUCCUGAAACCCCAGCUUGGCAAAUUCUUAGAGGAGUGUGGCUUCUUCUACUACACUGGGGAAACAGGAAUUCUUAGGUCUCAGGGAGGAACCCUCAGGACCAACUGCUUGGAUUGUUUGGAUCGAACCAACAGCGUUCAGGCCUUCUUUGCUCUUGAGAUGCUCACCAGACAGCUAGAGCAGAUGGGUCUGACGGAGAAGCCACAGCUGGUGGCCCGGUUUCAGGAGGUUUUUAGGACCAUGUGGUCUAUGAACGGUGACUCCAUCAGUAAGAUCUAUGCAGGCACCGGUGCCCUGGAUGGGAAGGCUAAGGCGGGGAAGCUGAAAGACGGAGCUCGAUCUGUGACGCGGACCAUCCAGAACAACUUCUUCGACACUUCUAAGCAGGAGGCUAUAGACAUCUUGAGGCUGGGCUCCACGUUAAACAGUGACUUGGCUGACAAAGCUCGGGCCUUGCUCACCACUUCCAGUCUUUACGUCACUGAGCCUGUCUUACAAUCAGCCUCUCCAAGAGUGUUGCUGGGAAUGUGCCAGAACUACCACAAAUACACUAAGCCCAAGCAAAUCCGAGUGUGUGUCGGCACCUGGAACGUCAACGGGGGUAAACAGUUUCGGAGCAUCGCUUUUCGGAACCAAACUCUGAACGACUGGCUGCUGGACGCUCCUAAAAAGGCCGGGCAUCCCGAGUUCCAGGAAGGUAAAGGUAACCCCAUCGACAUCUUCGCCAUCGGUUUUGAGGAAAUGGUUGAACUGAAUGCCGGCAACAUUGUCAGUGCCAGCACAACCAAUCAAAAACUGUGGGCGGCUGAACUCCAGAAAAACAUCUCAAGGGAUCACAAGUACGUGCUGCUGGCGUCAGAGCAGCUGGUGGGCGUGUGUCUGUUUGUUUUCAUCCGCCCGCAGCACGCGCCCUUCAUCAGGGACGUGGCCGUUGAUACGGUGAAAACUGGAAUGGGCGGGGCCACGGGUAAUAAGGGAGGCGUGGCCAUCCGUUUGCUGUUCCACACCACCAGCAUCUGCUUCGUCUGUUCCCACUUCGCUGCCGGUCAGUCGCAGGUCAAAGAGAGAAACGACGACUACAACGAGAUCGCUCGCAGACUCAGCUUCCCCAUGGGACGUCUGCUGUACUCGCAUGAUUACGUGUUCUGGUGUGGAGACUUCAACUAUCGGAUCAGUCUACCCAACGAGGAGGUGAAAGAUCUGAUCAAGCAGCAGAACUGGGAUGCUUUAACAGCUGGUGAUCAGUUGUUGGAACAGAAGAAUACUGGAAUGAUCUUUCGAGGUUUCAUUGAGGGGAUGUUAGAUUUUGCCCCAACUUAUAAGUACGACCUGUUCUCUGAGGACUAUGACACCAGUGAGAAGUGCCGCACGCCGGCCUGGACUGACCGCAUACUUUGGAAGAGGAGAAAGUGGAACUUCAGCAAAACAGCUGAGGAGAUGAAUGUUGUAGGGGUCGCCUCUACAUCUGGGGAGGCUGAGGAGGAUCCAGAUUACAGCUGGAGCCCUGGCAGUCUGAAGUACUACGGCAGGGCUGAGCUUAAGACCUCUGACCACAGACCAGUGGUGGCGGUAAUCGACGUGGACAUCCUGGAGGUGGACCCGGAGGCCCGACACCAGGUCUAUAAGGACGUCAUCGCCCUACAGGGGCCUCCAGAUGGCACCAUCCUGGUGUCGCUCUGCACAUCUGGACCUGAUGACUACUUCAGUGAUGAACUCAUUGAUGAGCUACUUGAUAAGUUUGCUAACUUUGGAGAGGUCAUCCUCAUCAGGUUUGUUGAAGAGAAGAUGUGGGUGACCUUCUUGGAAGGUUAUUCUGCUCUGGCUGCACUCUCUCUCAGUGCAUCAACCGUCCUGGACAAGAUGAUAGACGUCCGCUUGAGGAGUCCAGGCUGGAUCAGGAGUCUGGAGGAGGAGAUGAGUGUAGAAAGGAUCUGCGGAAGCAUUCCCACGUCGAGUAGCUCCACGCUGCUCGCUGAGGAUGUGUACGUGGGUGAUGACGAUUUUGAGAUGGAAGGUGAGGUCGACGAGGAGGUGGAAGACAUCCUUCCUCAGCACCUGCUGCCUGGAACCGGCUCUGCUCCCGGAUCCUCCCCUCUUCCGUCUCCACGCAGCAGUCCUUGCCCCUCCCCUACCCAGGGAGAGCCCUCUGCUCCCAGCAGACCCACUCGUGCACAACCCACUCGACCGUCACAAGCCGCUUUAAGUGUGUCCACUCAGAGCGAGGAACCUCCAGGGCCUCCUGUUGACUUCCAGCCCGGUGCUCCGACAGGUCCAGGCCUGGAGCCAAAACGGGCUCCUCCUCCCCGCCCAAACGCCCCACCGGCCAGACCAGCUCCGCCCCAACGCCCACCACCACCCUCAGGAGGCCUGAGUCCUCAGCCAGUCAGAAAGGACUCUGCAGGACCAAAAAGUCCUGCUCUCCCUCGUCCAGAUGCUCCUGCAGGUCGAGGCCAGGCAGCAACCGGAGCUCCUGGACCUUCACGGCCGAACAUUCCUCCUCGAGCUGGGGUGAUCAGUGUGACCCCUCAGUCUCGCCCACAGCCUCCAUCCCACCCUGGAGCACCAAGGCCCAUCCCUGAGGUGCAUCCUGGAGCACCUCGUCCUAUUCCAGACACCCACCCUGGAGCCCCGCGGCCGAUUCCCAGUGCCCAGACCAAACCGCCUGACCUGCCAAUGGGCCCCCCACCAUCUGGACCCCCUCCUGCAGUGAAUCCCCAGGUCCAGCCUCAGCCAGCUCCACCUUCCGCUUACCCUCAGCUCCCACCACCAAUGCAGCCCACGCUCCUGGCUCCUCUGCAGCCGCAGCAGGCCUCCACACCACCGGCAUCGACUCUGCCUGCUGCAGCUGCUCCCACCGUCCUCCUUGCUGGGCCUCAGCAGAGCCUACCCUCUCCUAAACCUCCACCUCGUUCCCGCUCGUCUCACACUCUCCAACCCGACGCCGCCAAGUCUGAAACGGCCCCAGCUGCACAGACAAACGGACUGAAUGGAUUUCAGAAAGAAGCACAACAGAGGCCCGACCCCUUCGACUCUCUCACAUCUGAAUUCCUUUCCUCCUCAUCCUCACGCCACACCACCCAGUCGCUGAACCGAGGAUCCUCUCUGCGUCCUCCACCCUCCAUGCCUCCAUCUGCAUUUUCCUCCUGCACCCUCCCUGCAUCCAUCCCCAUCCAGUCCUCUACCUUGUCCGACCUGCAGCUCCUGGAUACGUCUUCGCUGUCCUCCCCGUCACCUCUGCUCCUGCCUCCUCCUGCCCCGUCUCGAAGUCGCUCCCAGGAGAUGCUGCGCGCUUCCCCCAGCAGCUUCCUGUCUGAGCCGCUCCCUGUGCGACCCAGCAGCACCAACCCCUUCACGGGCUCUCUGGUGCAGCAGCAGCAGCGCCGCUCGCUCACUCCGGACUUCUCCCUCCAGCAUCAGACCCCAACAGCUGACCCUCCGAGAACCCAGCUUUCCCUACGUCAGCCACUCACCCCCAUCCCUGCUCCAACCCCCCAGCCUAAUAAAACCACAUUCCCGUUCGAACCCUCUCCCCCUGCCCUUGCUUUCCCCCUCGCUCCACCUUCCUCUCUCCCUCCCACUUUCCCACCUCGCAGCCAGCCACCCCCCUCAUCGACGAGGCCGUGGGUCACGUUUGACGACGAUUCGAACCUGAAACCUCUGACCAAAACACAACAAAACCCUGUCUUUCCCUCCACUCCCGUCGUGUCCCAAACUCAACCAUCCUGCGCCGUGUUCGCCUUGGAGCCCGACUGGUUAUUUGCUCCCUCUGCGGUUUUCUCCGCCCUGCCCCCUCCCGUCCCAACCCGAACUGCAACCAGGGACCCAAACCCCACGGAGAGCAAUGCUAACGACAACUUCUUUCCCCGGGAGUCGACAGACAGAUAAUAUCACCCCCUCAUGCACGAGGGGCAUAUCCGUAUAUGUAUAGAUCUAUAAUAAAUAUGUGUGUGUGUGUGUACAAAAGACAGUAUUUAAGAAGUAUACUCCCUUCCCUUCAAAAACAGGAACGACUAAUAAAUAAAAACACGAUAUAUUAACAUUUGUUGAUUUACAGCAGCAAACGUGUUGUUCUAUAAAGUAUAAAUAUAAACAAUCUAUAUGUUCACCUGUGCUGUGUUUGCCAUUGGAGUAGAUCCGUGUGGCUUUGCCGUUACUUCAUCCAUUUGACCGAUCUGGAGUUCUCUCGAGUUUACAUUUGAGAGUCACAGCUUCUGUUUGGCCCCUAAAUCUGCUGCUUUCUGCAGCAUUUGUGCUCUUUUACACGUUGUUUACGUGCUUUUCUUUAUGAAUGUAGUUUACUUUGCACAGUUUAGCCUCUUUUGGCGUUCUGGUGCGAAACGAAGCGGCGCAAGGCGAUGGCACCGCCGCGGGACUGAAACUGUAACACCGCCUUGUUCAUUUAAUAAUAAAAUGUUUGUUCUCGGUUUUCAGUCAGCAUUAUUUGUCUGUGAGCUGGUACUAUUACCCCAAAAGCUCUAAAUCCAAAAUAAAGUGUGUUUUAUUUUAAACUUCUUUUUCUUUGAAAUUCCAGAUGUUUGCACUGAAACACCGUUUGUACUCGAACAAGUGAGUUCUCUUCCUCUCUAGUGUUCCAUUCCUGCGUGCUUGUGUGUGUGUGUGUGUGUGUGUGUGUGUGUGUGUGUGUGUGUGUGUGUGUGUGUGUGUGUGUGUGUGUGUGUGUGUGUGUGUGUGUGUGUGUGUGUGUGUGUGUGUGUGUGUGUGUGUGUGUGUGUGUGUGUGUGUGUGUGUGUGUGUGUGUGUGUGCGCGCUCAAAAGUACAGCAGUGAUUUGAUGGAUUUGCAAAAAAGAUGGCUCUUUUUAUUUAUUUUUGAACUUUGACUUUCAAGGAAAACAAUACUUUUUUAUUUCUAGUAACAGUUAAUCUAAAUGAUCUGUUAUUGUUACUGUGGUGAGAAGUGCCGUGCUGUGUUUGAGGUGUGUUCAGCCUGAAGGAAGUCUUCGUUUUAUCUUCUCCGAGCUAACAGCAGCCAAUCAUCACUUCUCCAUGAACUUGAGAAGCAAACAUCCUUUUUCUCUUUUGACAUCCCUUCUGUCUUUUAAUGAAUUACUCAUUUCUAUUCAUGGAGAUGAAAUUAUCAGAUAUGGUGCAGACAUUUGGUGUUUGUUUCUGAGCUUCAGAUUUAAGCUUUAAGGCAUAUGGAAGGGGAUUAGUGCAACUGAAAAAAAAAUCUGACUUUAUUCUCAGAAGUCAAAAAGUCAAAUUUCUGAGAUUAAAGUUAGAAUUAGUUUUCUUAGGGUUUUUGUAUUUUCAGUGGCACCAAUUGUCUUCCAUAAGGGUGUCAAUAUUUUGUCCCACUUUUCUUAUUAAUCCUUUCAUGCAUAAUGGUCACUACAGUUGACAGCUACUCAAAUUUGUUGAUUUAUUUACUUUUGUUUGUUAUGUUUGUUUUUUGCUAUUAAGCACAGCUGUUGAAGACUUUAUUGCAUUUGAACCCCCCCCCCCCCCCCCCCCCCCCCCCAAUUGGAACACCGUCAAGCCAACAUACUUCAUGUGCAGAAUGCACGCUGUCCACUGAGGUGGACAUGUAACAAACUAUUUGUAAAUUAAAUGUUUAAAAUACAUUUUGUUGAAAUUUGUUUCAUUCAUACCUAAAGGUGAAUGAAAGAAAUGGUUAAAAAAAAUCAUGGUUGAAGAUUUCAUAAUUAAUGCAUGAAAGGGUUAACCACUGCUGGCCAGACGAGAGUAAAUGUGACAAAUACCCCCAAGUCUCCAUUAAAAAGCAAAGAUUUCCUGAAAAGUAGCACAUUAAAUCUAAAAAUGCAUCUGCUUCUUCCUUCUUUACACAUGUGUACAAUGAUCAAAAUGAGCACAUCGGACUGCAUUUUCUCUCGUCUUCUCUUUAAAAUGCAAUUGUUGUGUUGUUCUGACGUGUACAGUAGAUGCCGUAUCAACCGUAUGUUCCCAACCAGCGCUUUGUGUCAUGUAAGUUUAAAUUCAAGUUUGCUUUUUCUCAGGUUUGAUUCAGUUUAUUAUUAUUUUUAAAUAAAUUGCUCCCUUUGUGAGGUCGGUGUCCCUUUCAAGGCUAUAAUUCAUAAUCAAUAAGAGUCUGUGUUGUGAAACAUUCUGUAUGUAUUAAAGUGAGUACAUGAUGCUGUAAUCUACAAUAAUUUCUAAUGUUCCAUAGUUAAUGUGCUCAGCAGAUGGCACAUUUAUGUAUGAAGUAGUUUGUGUAGUAUGUAUGCAAAAAUAAAUAUGUUAACAUGA
Messenger RNA from Nothobranchius furzeri (turquoise killifish), 7395 nucleotides. Lineage: Eukaryota; Metazoa; Chordata; Actinopteri; Cyprinodontiformes; Nothobranchiidae. The record is from RefSeq and is a predicted model, not a curated record.